This is a messenger RNA of Syngnathus typhle (broad-nosed pipefish), 3609 nucleotides long. RefSeq names its product transcriptional activator protein Pur-beta-like. Lineage: Eukaryota; Metazoa; Chordata; Actinopteri; Syngnathiformes; Syngnathidae. Gene Ontology annotation, cellular component: nucleus. The transcript has a single exon. The record is from RefSeq and is a predicted model, not a curated record. Gene Ontology annotation, molecular function: RNA polymerase II transcription regulatory region sequence-specific DNA binding; purine-rich negative regulatory element binding; DNA-binding transcription factor activity, RNA polymerase II-specific. The coding region runs from base 317 to 1264 and encodes 315 amino acids. Gene Ontology annotation, biological process: regulation of transcription by RNA polymerase II.
UCAACAUUGAACCUCUCCAAGUGUGCAGGUUUAGCUGUCAGCUACAAACGCUGCUAAACUGUCAAAACAACCCUCGUAGUCCAGUACGACUUUUCAACUAAAAGCAAUACGAGUGCGCGCGUCACUCAAGAGAGCGUAACUCGAAAGACAAGGGCCUCGGCGAAUAGAAACGCAGGAUUUAGAAAACGGUGAGCCUUGGCACCCGCAACGACCAAUCAGCAUCUAGUAUCCGGUGUCGGUUUGUUUUGUCCGCCAGCAUAGCUAGCAAAGCGGGUGGGGGUCAAAGAUAGGCAGAGACGGGCUGCUGGUGGCGAAGAUGGCGGAUGGGGACAGUGGAAGUGAGCGUGGAGGUAGUAGCAGCGGCGGCGGCGGAGGAGGAGGAGGAGGUGGGGGAGGCAGCGGCGGUGGCUUCCAGCAUUACCAGCGGGAGCCUGAAACCCAGGAGCUGGCCUCGAAGCGUCUGGACAUUCAGAACAAACGCUUUUACCUUGACGUGAAGCAGAACGCCAAAGGCCGGUUCAUCAAAAUAGCCGAGGUCGGGGCAGGGGGCUCCAAGAGUCGGCUGACGCUCUCCAUGUCGGUGGCGGCCGAAUUCCGUGACUACCUCGGGGAUUUCAUCGAGCACUACGCCCAGCUGGGGCCUAGCACUCCGGAGCAGAUCGCCCAGUCGGCGGGUGGCGAUGACAGCGGGCCUCGACGGGCCUUAAAGAGCGAGUUCUUGGUGCGAGAGAACCGCAAAUACUACCUCGAUUUGAAGGAGAACCAGCGGGGUCGCUUCCUUCGCAUCCGCCAAACGGUCAACCGAGGCCCGGGCUUUGGUGCCGGCGCGGGAGGAAUGCCCGGUGCCGGCAUGCAGGCCGGCCAGACCAUCGCGCUGCCAGCCCAGGGCUUGAUAGAGUUCCGCGACGCUUUGGCCAAGUUGAUCGACGACUACGGCGGCGAUGACGACGAGCUGGCCGGCGGUGGUGCAGGCGGGGCGAUGGGCUACGGUGAGCUCCCGGAGGGUACCUCCAUUAUGGUGGACUCGAAGCGCUUUUUUUUUGACGUGGGCUCCAACAAGUACGGCGUAUUCUUGCGGGUGAGCGAGGUGAAGCCCAGCUACAGGAACUCCAUCACAAUACCCUUCAAGGCUUGGGCCAAGUUCGGUGGCGCGUUCAGCCGCUACGCCGAGGAAAUGAAGGAGAUCCAGGAGCGCCACCGGGACAAGGGCUUCGAACGCCGGGCUGCGGAGGAAUCCGAAGGUGAAGACGUGGAUGACGACUGACGGACGACCCACGGAUAACUGUGUUUGGUUUUAUGCUCAAGCUAUCAACAAGUCAAGGAUUAGCGAGAUCCAGAGUGAAAAGAGAGACCUUCACGUGCAUGACGAGUCGAACUAUUUUCAAACGCGGAAGUUAAACGAUAAAUGAGAAUAUAGUGUCUAUAUACAUAUAAGGAAAACAAAGUUUAAGUGAAUAUUAUAGGUAUAGGUCUUGUAUGAGAUACCCCCAUUGAUAGAAAUAUAUGCAAAAUAUAUAAAUACGUAUAUAUUGAGUGUACAUUUGAUAGGAGUUCAGCUCAAGACGGACAGAUCAUUACCUUCUGGUUGAGAGCCAAUCAGAAGAGUUCACUUUAAGACCCAGUCAGAAGAGACCCCUUACUCGAGAGCCAAUCAGAGGUCCUCACCUGACUUGUAGUUUGUGUAACACCGGCAACAAACUGGCGGGAAGGUGUUUCAAUUGCACUUCUUGGUUUCGAGCCAAUCAGAAGAGCUCGCCUGAAUUGACAGUUUCUGGACCCAUGGCAUCGGAGGAAUGGCAUCGACUUCGGGGAGAUGGCGUUACGAGCACACUUUUGGAGAAAAGAGGAGUCCAUUUGGACUGAGGAGGCGGCAAAACUUUGGAGUUAAAUUGGCGCAACCCAAUGUUUUUUGUGACGUCCGUUGCUUCUGAUGACAUCACACAAGUCUAGCCCGAUUGGCUUAUCAAAGGGUAUUUUGGAUCUCUACUGGGUCAAAUUAGGUGCUGUAGGGGAAAAACAAAGGUGCUGUACUAAACUAUAAAAGCAUAGAAAAACAAGUAUAGAUACAAUUAUUUUUCAAAAGAGAUGUAUUGAAUUAUAAAAAAAAUGAAAUAACUAUGGAUGAGAUUUGGUCAUACCUGCUUUUUUAAUUUUCCUUAUUUCCCAAAGAGCAGGGUUUCCCAAACUGUGGCUCAGUGAGCCAAUUAAAGUCUUGAAAUGGUUAUGUUGGACUACAAUCACAUAUGUUGUUUAGCAUUAUUUUUACAUGUUAUUACAGAACUACAUGAUGCGUAUUAAGUUUGUUUUACAGCGAGGAACCAUGUUUUAUUUUUGUCCCCUUGGGUUAUUAUGGCAACUUUUUCUUGGAACAUAACUUUUUUUUUUUUUACCCAUAAUAAUUAGCACUUUAUUCUCAUAACACAACUAUUCUCAUAAAAUAUAGAUUUUUUUGAAAAAUUAAGUACAAUUACAGUACUAAUACGAUUCUGCUUAUUUUGAAAAAGAUGCAAAUUAAUCUCAUACUAGCACAGCCUUAUUCUCAUAACAUGACCCCUUAUUUUUUUAGGAAUAAUACGAUCCCCCCCUAUAACUUUUAGGAGCAAAAUACAAUGCGACCUUUAUCACACACAAAAUGGCUUUUUGUGGUCACACCCUUUUCAUUAUAUUUCAACGUCAUUACUCUUUAAGUUUACAACUUGUUUUUCUUUUUUCUAACAUAUGAAAUAAACCGACAACUUUGUUGUACUUUUGACUUUUUAAGAAAAAAAUAUGACUCUUGUUCUAAUGUCACAUUGGCACUCAACACUACAUGCAACCAUACAAAAACAAACUAUUUUUAUUUUUGGUAAAACGUUGGUUUUUAAAUUUUAAGAUAUGUUGUUUUUGUCAAACGAGAUUUUUUUUUUCUUUCUAACCUGCAUUUUGUGUCCUGGGAGAAUUUUUGGUUUUGCUUAUUGUAACAGCAUUCAUGUCUGGUGUGUUCAACACCACUCGUCAUUUUGAGUUUGGGAAACCCUGCCUUGGAGUUGAACAACUUGUUCCUAAAAAAAGUCAAUUUUAGUUUUUGAGCAGCACUCCAGGUCACUUUACAGUUUGUCGCGUCAGGCCUCGUUUGUCACAUUUUUGUCAUCCGUCGGCUUCUCCAAAAAAGCACCACCAUUCGAUUAAUGUUUUCUUCCUUUUAUUUUUGCAUGCCUGCUUUCUUGCUGCCUUGAUGUUGUUGUUUUGAGUGGCGUACAAUAUUUAUCUUUUACUUUGAGAGCGAUUGCAAGCUUUGAUUUGUUGACAUGAGAAAAAAAAAAUGAACAAGCAUCACUGUUGUUGUCCCGCCUCCUUUCUAAACUUUUUUUUUUUUAAACUUCAGCAGAUUGAAAAUGCAAAAUAUCACCUGGAAGCAAUAGUUAUUUCUUUUACACAAGUUUAUAAAUACAAAUCUAUACAUGUAUAUUUAGAGAGAGCUAUUACACACAAGAUUGAAGGACAUAAUUCUUCCUGUAGUGUGUUUUCUGUGAAAUGGCAGCUGUUUUCGCUCAUGUGUGUUCUGCUGUUAAAGUUCUUUUCAUUGACAACUGGUGGUGGUGAUGAUGAAAAUAAAUAAAUAAAAAAGGA